This is a messenger RNA of Hipposideros armiger (great roundleaf bat), 4633 nucleotides long. It is a transcript of the gene NFIA, whose product is annotated as nuclear factor I A. Gene Ontology annotation, biological process: regulation of transcription by RNA polymerase II. The transcript is spliced from 12 exons. The coding region runs from base 386 to 1945 and encodes 519 amino acids. NCBI's taxonomy places the organism in Eukaryota, Metazoa, Chordata, Mammalia, Chiroptera, Hipposideridae. Gene Ontology annotation, cellular component: nucleus. Gene Ontology annotation, molecular function: RNA polymerase II cis-regulatory region sequence-specific DNA binding; DNA-binding transcription factor activity, RNA polymerase II-specific. The record is from RefSeq and is a predicted model, not a curated record.
UAAACAAGGGGAUAGGGAGAGGAGAGAGGGAGUGUGAAUCGAUUGCAACUUCUUCAAAGUCUCGUACAAUCCAAAGCACACACGGCAAAACCAGAAAAGAAUCUGAGAACCAGCCAGCCGGGGUUGGACUGCUUUCAAAAGAGGAGAGAGAGACAGUGAGAGGCAGAGAGCGCGCAUUGCAAUUGCAAAAGCCUUCUGAUUUGGAGUAAAAAAAAAUUCUCUAAGAAGCCUGCAAUUGGCCAACAGCUUUAAAAAAAAAUCUCUUCCGGGUUUUCAACGGUUCCAAGUUUAUUUAGAUUUUUUUUAAUGCCAAAAAAAGGGGACAACAAAUGAAGCAAUUCGUCUGAACAUUUUAAAGUUUCUCACGUACUCUUUUUACGUUGCAAUGGAUGAAUUUCAUCCUUUCAUCGAAGCACUUCUGCCCCACGUCCGAGCCUUCGCUUACACAUGGUUCAACCUGCAGGCCCGAAAACGAAAAUACUUCAAAAAACAUGAAAAACGUAUGUCAAAGGAAGAAGAGAGAGCCGUGAAGGAUGAGUUACUAAGUGAAAAACCAGAGGUCAAGCAGAAGUGGGCAUCUCGACUUCUGGCCAAGUUACGGAAAGAUAUCCGACCCGAGUACCGAGAGGAUUUUGUGCUUACAGUUACAGGGAAAAAGCCUCCAUGUUGUGUCCUUUCCAACCCAGACCAGAAAGGCAAGAUGCGAAGAAUUGACUGCCUCCGCCAGGCAGAUAAAGUCUGGAGGUUGGACCUGGUUAUGGUGAUUUUAUUUAAAGGUAUUCCGCUCGAAAGUACUGAUGGUGAGCGCCUUGUAAAGUCCCCACAGUGCUCUAAUCCAGGCCUCUGUGUCCAGCCCCAUCACAUAGGGGUUUCUGUUAAGGAACUCGAUUUAUAUUUGGCAUACUUUGUGCAUGCAGCAGAUUCAAGUCAAUCUGAAAGUCCCAGCCAGCCAAGUGACGCUGACAUUAAGGACCAGCCAGAAAAUGGACAUUUGGGCUUCCAGGACAGUUUUGUCACAUCAGGUGUUUUUAGUGUGACUGAACUAGUAAGAGUGUCACAGACACCAAUAGCUGCAGGAACUGGCCCAAAUUUUUCUCUCUCAGACUUGGAAAGUUCUUCAUACUACAGCAUGAGUCCGGGGGCAAUGAGGAGGUCUUUACCCAGCACAUCCUCUACCAGCUCCACAAAGCGCCUCAAGUCUGUGGAGGAUGAAAUGGACAGUCCUGGUGAAGAGCCAUUUUACACAGGCCAAGGGCGCUCCCCAGGAAGCGGCAGUCAGUCCAGCGGAUGGCAUGAAGUGGAGCCAGGAAUGCCAUCUCCCACCACACUGAAGAAGUCGGACAAGUCUGGUUUCAGCAGCCCCUCCCCUUCGCAGACCUCCUCCCUGGGAACAGCAUUCACACAGCACCACCGGCCUGUCAUUACGGGACCCAGAGAAUUCAAGAUGAUUCCCAGCAUCCUCGGUUCUCCUUUCUGGAAAGUCUGCUCAGCAAGUCCACACGCAACCCCAUCGACUCUUCAUUUUCCGACAUCACCCAUUAUCCAGCAGCCUGGGCCUUACUUCUCACACCCAGCCAUCCGCUAUCACCCUCAGGAGACGCUGAAAGAGUUUGUCCAACUUGUCUGCCCUGAUGCUGGUCAGCAGGCUGGACAGGUGGGGUUCCUCAAUCCCAAUGGUAGUAGCCAAGGCAAAGUGCACAACCCAUUCCUUCCCACCCCCAUGUUGCCACCGCCGCCACCACCACCGAUGGCCAGGCCUGUGCCUCUGCCGGUGCCAGACACAAAGCCUCCGACCACUUCAACAGAAGGAGGUGCAGCCUCCCCCACCUCACCAACCUACUCGACACCCAGCACCUCCCCCGCAAACCGAUUCGUCAGUGUUGGACCACGGGAUCCAAGCUUUGUAAAUAUCCCUCAACAGACACAGUCCUGGUACCUGGGAUAAAAGUUGCAGCGUCCCACCAUCCACCAGACAGACCACCUGACCCCUUCUCAACUCUGUAACAUGGACGCAUCCUCCACCCAGCGCGGUUACAACUUCACUGUCAGUGGAAGGGGAGAAUCAAAUCAACUUGUACAUGGAACAGCAAGCAUUAUGGUCAAACAGCAAAGGCCAUAACCUUUUGGGAUUUUUUUUUUUAACUACUUUAGGGACUGUUGGAAUUUUCUCAUAUGGUGCUGGAAAUGGUUAGGCUUUGUAACCUUUGAAGUGUUUUCGUGGUAGCGUGAGCAUUUGGUGGUGUGGCUAGAGGAGGUCUACCCUGGCUCACUGACUUCCGUCGUAACACACUUUCCUUACAGAGCCUGGCUGUUUCACAGUAUUUCAUGAGUUUACCCAUACAGGUGUGAGCCUCCCUGAGCAACCAGGAGGCACAUGGAGAACUAAAUCUUUUGUAGUAGCUGAGAUCUGCAAUAUAGAACUUACGGGACAGUCAAAGGGCAAUGUUUUUCUGUAACAUAUUGGAAAAAGAAAAUGCAGUUAUGUUCCUUUUUUAUUUUUUCUUUUAGUUCGGUUUGGUUCAGCAGUCAGCAGUUAAAUGUAUAACAUGGCCCGCAAGGACAGUGAAUCCACUCACAUUGCAGAACACUUCCGAAAAUGGCAAACUACUACUACUACUAUUCAGUUUUUUAAAAGUUUUGAAAUGCUGCACUUACAUUUAAAAAAAAAAAACAAAAAAAAAACAUUUUUUUUCAACAAUUUCAAUAAUGACACACAAAUUCACAUGGAAAUGGGGAAGAUGGUCUGUUUUGACAGAAACUGACAGGAAUCAAUCAAAACAAUCGAAUUUUGAAUUGAGUAAAGUGCAAUUUCAUUGGAUAGCUAAAUAUCUUUGUAAGAUAGAGAUUGUUGAAAAUUCUAUUUUUGUUUUUCAAGUCCUUCCACCCCAGGACUCUAAAUUAUUGGGGUAAAAAAUAGCCUUGCAAGAAAAAGGGGAGCUAUUUUUGCUUUUUAUGUUUUUUAUUGUUAAACUUGUAUCCCUUUAAAACUGAAGGAAAAUUUAAAAAAAAAAACAAAAAACAAAUCUAAUGGUGCUUUUACCACAAUACGUUAACUACAUUAAAUGCUAAUUAAUUAUUUUCUGUUAUCAAAGCACAUAACUAAAAUGAAGUCAUGGUAUCUGUUAAUUUUAUAAGCUAGAAGUCACUAUAAUGGAUUAUGCCAAUUCUGAAAAUUUUUACAUGUAUCCGGCAACAUAGGAUUUAUCAGUUAUCAGAUGCUUCAUUGUACCAGAGAUUGUCCAGAAAUUUUAAAGACCUUUGCGCCCCUGAACUGGGCUAUGGGAAAAAAAAAUAAUAAUAAUAAUAAUAAUGAAACCAAUACUGACACAAAUGCUGGUGCCCAUUCAGAUCAAGGGUACUUGUUAGGGAAAACAAAGUUUGCACCCCCAAAUGUCCUGUAUCUUAUGUAAAAAAAAAAACCACAAAAUACCACAAAAAAAUAACAAAAAAAAAAAGUGCAAGUGAUUUUUCUACCAGACAGCGAAGCACCCCUUUGCUUCCCAUGCAACUUCAAGAAGGUUUCCUAUACUAUACAUAUAUAUACGUUCUGGUUGGCAAACACUGCUGAUCAGAGAAAGUCUCUGCAUGUUCUAGUGUUAGUAACUAAUUUUUAUAUAGUUAAUGUAGGAUAAAGUAGAGUGCAUUAAGACACAAUAUUGUAAUCCCUACUCUAGGCACUUGCCUUUAAACUAUGUUUUCAGCCCUUCAGAAGGGUUCUACUACUGUCCUAUACAAUCAAGUAACUGAGAUUCUUGGGAAGACACUUUGCUCCUCAUCUUUCCCCCCGAAACAAUGUUGUUUUGUUUUGUUUUUUUUCCUUAAUUUGCACGAAGACAAAAAUUCCAUAUCAAUGUGCCUUGCCCUGGAUAGCGAUUAUUUGUGGAAUUGUUGCACACGCUCCUCUAUUGAAAGGGGUUUUUCCCUAGUCAAGCAUUUGGAGACACUUUUUGUAAAUGUGACUUUUAUGUCAGCCAUCGUCAGUUUCAACAUCUAGAACUAAAUAGAAAGUUAGUUGUUCCGCAGAUAGGAGUAGUCUUUAUUGUCCUCUGUGGUCAGUGGCAGUGCUAUUCUGAGAUCUGUAGAUGCUUAGAAUAUCAGUAUUUUGGAUGUUGCUGCAUUUUACAAUUUAUUUGGAGUCUUCCUUUAUUCCCUCCCCCAGAUAUAUGAAAAUAUGCAAUACCUGCUUAUAUCGUGUAGAAAAGCUUAGCGAUUAUUAAUUUUUUCUUUUAUUUUUUUUAUUUGACCAAAGUCGGUGCUGCACUUGACGCAGUGUGUUUUAGGUGUUUGUCUUUGUACUUUUUUUGUGAUUUUUUUGAAUGCACGUGCGCAGGAAGGGCUCCUCUUAGAGAAGCAGUCAAACUGUGAAGCACUAAGCUGACCCUGCUUCAAGCAAUUUUGUUUUUACAACUGUUCCUUUCACAAGCAAGCCUUAAAAAAAAAAAAAAGACAACUUCCUUUUUCUUCAGCUCCCACACCCAUUUUUCUUAGCAGACUGCAGUCAAUCCACGUUCAAUAAAAAGUAUAUAAUGCCCAUUUUUAUAUGCACGUUUUUAAACUUCCAAGUUCUGAAAAUUGUUUACUGGUUAUCUCUAUUUAAGGAAAAAAAAAUAAAAUAAAACAUUUUGGAUUUUCA